Acanthamoeba castellanii str. Neff is the source of this 396-nucleotide messenger RNA. RefSeq lists its product as uncharacterized. The annotation marks the transcript as partial. The record is from RefSeq and is a predicted model, not a curated record. The transcript has 4 exons. Lineage: Eukaryota; Discosea; Longamoebia; Acanthamoebidae.
UUUGUGGUGCACCACGACCGUUGCGGGCUCAAGGUGGGCACCGACACCAUCUACUUCGCCGCCUACGCCGCCCAGUCACACUGGUUCGGUUCGGGGCAACCGCGAUCGGCGCUGGACAUUGGGUCGGGAACGGGCCUGCUCUCCCUCAUCCUCUCGCACCGCUUGCCCUCGCUCGAGUUGGUUCACGGGGUGGAGCUUGACGCCGAUGCGUACGAGCAGACCGCGGGCAACUACGACCUCUCGCCAUGGCGAGGCAAGAUGCGGGCCUUCCACACCUCCUUCCAGGACUACGCCCGAACAUUCACACAACCGGAGAACGAAGAAGGGUUAACAGUGCGCGCCGAAGCGGGUUUCCCGCUCUCGCAGGGCUUGACGGGCGAGGUGUUGCUGUUCUGA